Molecule: messenger RNA, 1838 nt
Organism: Hippocampus comes (tiger tail seahorse)
Lineage: Eukaryota; Metazoa; Chordata; Actinopteri; Syngnathiformes; Syngnathidae
Gene: il17rel
Product: interleukin 17 receptor E-like
Exons: 18
Coding region: 248-1804 (518 amino acids)
Molecular function (GO): interleukin-17 receptor activity
Source: RefSeq, a predicted model, not a curated record
CCGUUCAUGGUGAAGUCCCUGUAGAGCAUCCUCUUCCCGACCUCCUUCCGCUGGACCCUGCGUGGGAACUCCAGACACACAUGCUACAACUCAUGUGCCAAGCUCCACCCCCACGAUAAAGACAUUUACCACUAAGGCCCUGGCCCAUCACACCACCAUUGGAUGACAUCAGCAUCCGAUGUCUCACAAAUAAAGGCGGGAGCUGCGUACAAACCAGUCCAAAGAGGAAGAAUUUGUGGUGGUGGAGAUGAUCGUGUGGGCUGCCUUGCUGAUGUGCCACUCCAGUUUUGGCUUCUAUGGAGCCGCUGGACAACACGUGGAGGCGGAAAGGAUCAAGAGAUGCGGCACAAGGUGCUCUCAGGGCCUCCAAUGCAAGACCAAGCCAGCCCAUUUUCUUCCUCCUCCGUGCCAGGAGCCCGCCAAUGGGCUCGACGCCUCCUCCGUUUUCCGCAACCUCAGCUUUUCCACCGCCGUGAUGUGCGAGGGGAGCCAGAAAUGCUCCAUGCAUCUUCGGAUCAAGACCACCGUACAACUUACCAAGUCCAUCCACGGCUUGUACAUUUGCUCCGAGACGCCGGCAUUGCUGCCCAAGUGCCGAAUGAUUCGCAUCUCCAAGGCGUCCAGGCGGGCAAUGGCAGGGAUGCAGGUGGAGCUGGAGAACGACUGCGUCGGCGUUUACCCGCGGCAGCAAGUGAGAGUCACCGUGGCCACGCUGCCGAGCUACUGUGGGAUAACUCGAAGUGGGACCUACCUAGCUCCAGACUGCUCGUGGAAGGAUCUGAGAAGAAACGUCCCCGAAUGCAUCACUGGUCGGAUAUGGCAUGACGUCAACUGGGAGAGAAAGGAGGUGCACGUCGCCGUGAGCGACAUGCUGGAGGGUCAAGACUAUCAAGUGCGACUGUGCCACAAGGAUUUCAUCUGCACCGGCACGGGGGCUAGCGCUCUCAUCAAGAAAGAGGAACCCAAAAAGAGUGCCGUGCUGUCUUUCUCCAGACCAUUGCCAUGCCUGUGCAUCGAGGGCUGGUCGGCGGUGAUCGACGCCCCCAGAGUGCAGGUCUGCCCCUUCAAAGACCGCAUGGAGGAGAUGUGGCACGGGAUCCAUUUCGACCCGCUGGAGGAGGCGCUUUCGUGGGCACCCGCCUGUCCGCUCUCGGCCCGGGUGGCGCUGUGUCAGAGGGAGGCGAGCGGCGGCUGUGUGGACGUGGAGAGCGCCUGGCGAAAUAUCAGCAGAGGAAAGAUAACAUUUGCAAAAGUGGACCCUCACCCUCAACUGUGCAUGAAGUUCACUGCAGGCAACCAGUCUUGGAUCAAGUGUCCUUUUGUCAGGAGACUCCAAGUGUGGGAUGUGAGCUGGACACCGCAGGGUUUGACGCUGACCUCACACAUCAACGCCACUUUCCGCAUUGACGCAUGCACGCCGUCCCAAGGCUCUGCGGCGUGUCGCACGACGGGGGCCCGCAUGACUGCACAAGUGGGGGAGCACUCGUCCAUUGGCCUGACCUUGCCGGACGCUCACUCUUGUAUUCAUGUGAGGAGGAUCGAUGUGAAUUACGCCGCCACGGUCCUUCACUGUUUCACCCAGGAACCCGGUCAGGCGCUGCCUCUCCUCGCCACGGGAGCCACUUGGAACGCCAUCCCGCUUUGCUUUUGCCUCGCCGCCGCCGCCGUCAUCGUAGCCGUCGCCGCCGCCACCUUGGCGAUCCUUGCUAUGAUCACAGAAACGGGAGGCAGAGGCCGAUUGUGGAACUUGGCGCUGACGCCAAUGCACCGAUGCAGGGCGGGCAAACCUGCAGGGCGCACGUGACGACAGCCUGGAUGUGACGUACAAGCCCAAGGAG